ACAAAAAAAUUUCCAAGAGAUUAAAUCGAGGAAAAAGGCAAACAUAAUUUGAUUAUAAUGAUAAAGCACUGGACUUGGGGUUUUACAGUAAUUCUAAUAUAUCUGUUGGUUAACAAUCAAUGCGCACAAGUAUUAACGAGACCUGUACUGGAGAGCGAGAUUACGUCCACGUUGCCGCAACAGCAAUCGAAUGCUCAUAUAUUAAAAUAUGACAAUAAUGCCAAUAACGGAGCGGUGGGUUAUAAUUUUGCCUUUGAGACCAGCGAUGGAGUGUCGCGGAAAGAAACGGCUAUACUGAAAAAUGCCGGUACGCCAGAUGAGGCUAUUUCUGUGCAAGGCAGUGUCAGUUGGGUUGGGCCCGAUGGCAUUCAAUACACUUUAAAUUAUUUGGCCGAUGAGAACGGUUUCCAGCCCGAAGGCGAACAUUUACCAGUUCCCCCAGAAAAAUAAAGUGCAUCUUUAUUGAUUUGUGCUUUUGAUAAACAAAAAUCUAGUCUGCUUGCUAUUAACUCAGUCAACCUACUUCGAAUGAAAUUCGUAGCCGAAUUCCUAUAGAACAAGAUUUGCUAAUAAAC
Molecule: messenger RNA, 575 nt
Organism: Glossina fuscipes
Lineage: Eukaryota; Metazoa; Arthropoda; Insecta; Diptera; Glossinidae
Product: endocuticle structural protein SgAbd-6-like
Exons: 2
Coding region: 58-450 (130 amino acids)
Cellular component (GO): chitin-based extracellular matrix
Molecular function (GO): structural constituent of chitin-based larval cuticle
Source: RefSeq, a predicted model, not a curated record